AAGGAUUCUGGUCCCCGUGCGUGCGUUCGGUGGAGUCGUUUCCGUUGGCCGCGCCUGCGCGCCUGAGGCGGGGAGGAGAGCUGGCGGCGGGGGCGGAGGGAAGCGACGCACGCUCCCUGCGACGCCAUUGGCUGGUUCCGGAGCGUGGGAUGAGAGAAGUCGCGCGAGAGGGACUCGCACACCUCCUGGGCACCGAGGGCUUUCCUGCGCACGCGACACCUCCCCGGCCCGGCCCCCCGCCUUCUCGCCUCCCCUCAUACUAGGUGCCAUCCGGAGCUCCCAGCUCGCGACCUCGCGCUCGACCUCCCCUCCCCUUGUCCGCCGGCCCCCCUCUACCGCGCCCGGAGAGGCGAAGCCCGCCCGCGCGUCCUUCGGAAGAGCCACCGCCCGAGAGGGAGACGGAGACCCCGCCGAGGCCGCCGCAGCCAUGCCCAAGAAUAAAGGUAAGGGAGGUAAAAAUAGGCGCAGAGGAAAGAACGAAAAUGAAUCUGAAAAAAGAGAAUUGGUCUUCAAGGAGGACGGACAGGAAUAUGCCCAGGUGAUCAAAAUGUUGGGAAAUGGACGAUUAGAAGCCAUGUGUUUUGAUGGUGUGAAGAGGUUAUGUCACAUCAGAGGGAAAUUAAGAAAAAAGGUUUGGAUAAAUACAUCGGACAUCAUAUUGGUUGGUCUCCGAGACUACCAGGAUAACAAAGCCGAUGUUAUACUAAAAUACAAUGCAGAUGAAGCAAGAAGUUUAAAGGCAUAUGGGGAACUUCCAGAGCAUGCCAAAAUCAAUGAAACAGACACAUUUGGUCCUGGAGAUGAUGAUGAAAUCCAGUUUGAUGAUAUCGGGGAUGAUGAUGAAGACAUUGAUGAUAUCUAAAUUGAACUCGACAUUUACAUUCCGAUUUUUCAGAGGAUUGUUCUGCUUUGAUAUUUUCAUUUGGAUUUUUGGCCAAGUCCCAUCCUGUUAAGAAGAAUGAAACUUCAUUAGCAUGAGUGCAGCUUGUUAAACCAGACUGAUUUAUUUUCAAUGUUUGUUUUUAAAAUAUUUAUAUUUCUUUAAAAACUGAUAAUGCUGAAUUACCUUAAGUGAAAUGUUAAGCCCAUUUUGUCUCUUUGGUGAAUUAGAUCUUCAGUGUUUGGGUAAAGAACCAAAACAUCUAUUUGGCCGGAUUUUUUUUUAAAUGCAUUACUGCCUUUCCUAUUUUGACCACCUUACUUCCAGUAAAUUGAUGUUUUGAAUAAAUUGUUUGCCCUAUGACUAUCAUGGAUUAUAAUUAAAUCCCUAGUUUGAAUUUGUGUCUUUUCACUGUACAGAGUCUUUCUGUAUGUUCCAGUUGCCUGUAACUUCACUUGAGUUUUUGAUAAAAUUUAAGGGAGGCAGAAAUCUGCAUUUAAAGUCAUAAUGCAUGGGUCUGUUUUUCAUAUUUUAAUAGCUUGUGGCUAUUUUUAUACUGAUUUUGAUAUUACACACAUUCAGUAAUCUCAUCUGCCACCGUAAAGAAGUCAGAUCUAAAAAGAAGCUUUUCAGAAAUGCAGGUGUUUUAAAACUGAUUUGAAUUUGUAAGAUUAAUAGUUACAGAAAUUGAACGCUGGGUGGCACCCAAUUACCUAAAACAUCAAAUGUAGUCAUACGUUAUUUGUGGGUUUGGUUGUUUUGUUUGUUUGUUUGUUUUGGGUUUUUUUGGGUUUUUUUUUGUUUGUUUGUUUUUUGUUAAACAUGCCAAGAAAGUUUCCCAAACAGAAAAAUAAAUGAUUAAUUAUCUUUUGAAGGUAGAAUAUUUUUACAGUACAGAAGGGUUGUGUUUUAAAUUGUCAUUUUAUCUUAACCUUCAAAAGUCGUGUACCUUGCAAGAUAAAAUUUUGGAUAGUUUAUGUACACUUAAAUUACGAUGUAUAAAUGAAAAUUUGAUGUCAACUUACAAAAAUUAAGUUUUUGUCCAAAAUUAACCUGAAGGGGUGGAGAAAACAAUGGAAAGCCAGUCUCCAGUUUCUGGAUGGAAGAGCCACUCCUAAGAAGUCUAAUAAAGACUAAAUCAUUUUGUGGAGAUUAACAUA
Messenger RNA from Trichosurus vulpecula (common brushtail), 2040 nucleotides. RefSeq names its product eukaryotic translation initiation factor 1A X-linked (gene EIF1AX). Lineage: Eukaryota; Metazoa; Chordata; Mammalia; Diprotodontia; Phalangeridae. The transcript has 7 exons. The record is from RefSeq and is a predicted model, not a curated record. Gene Ontology annotation, molecular function: RNA binding; translation initiation factor activity. The coding region runs from base 428 to 862 and encodes 144 amino acids. Gene Ontology annotation, biological process: translational initiation. Gene Ontology annotation, cellular component: cytoplasm.